CAUCCCUGCCGAGUUGAUAUGUUCAUUAUGUUCCCAUAUCCUCUUUCAACCCUACCAGGUCCUAUGCAACUAAGACCAUAUCUUUUGCAAGGCUUGCUUGGACAGCUACAUUGAAGAGUGCUCCGGUGGAUUAGAGCGACCAGAGACACUUCAACCCGACAAUGACUCUGUCAGGGAAUCAACGGCAGCGGCAGGAGGCCGUCCACAAGCGAAUUUGCACACGCAAGACACUGAACGGUCCUCGCGCAUGGGUUUGUCCUAUGAAGACAUCGCUCUCGAAUGUCCUGAGUGCAACCGAAGCCAAGACCCAUCCUCACCCCUUCAAUUAUGCGCUGUCCGACCAGCCAAGUUUGUCGAAAGGAUGAUACGAGCACAGCGGAUUCGCUGUCCAACAACGAUGAAUAGAUCCUGUCAAUGGGUUGGAGCCAUCGAGGAUAUGGACCAGCAUCUCGAUGUGUGUAGGUUUGCCAUCGAGCUGCUGUGUCCUCACCAGCAGUACGGAUGCACCUUUAGAGGCGCAGCUUUUGAUAUUGUUGCGCAUCUUUCCUGUUGUCCCUUCUCCUCUCGUGCGAUAGGAAACAUUUCUGAGCGCUCAGAGAGUGCCGAAAGAAACGCCCCUGUCAGCCAACAUACUGUACCAGCGCGUGAACUUCCCUCUCCACCAAAAUCCUCUCCACCAAACCCUCCAAUGGAAGAUGGAGAGCACAAGUGUGGUCAUUUGGAUAAGAGUCAAAGUCAGGAGCAACGAUCCGUGUCAAGGUUUGUGGAAACGGAUGAGCAGUUCGUAGACGUUUUCCGCACGCCACCUCUGCAUACCAUGGACGAAUUCGAGACUGUUGACGAACCACACCCAAUAAAGAUGGAGAGAAUGGAGGCGGACUAUGAUCACGACGCGUUUUCGGAACUUAUGGAGGAUCUGGAGAUGUUGGAUAUGACGAUCUCGCCCACCAAGACGCCGCUACCAGGAGACUGCCAGGAGCAGCAGGUUCAUCCUGAGAAUGAAUUGGUUCCGUCACCCGCGCCUUCAACACGCAGGCGUAGGUUAAUCAUCGAAGAAGAGUCGGAUACUAGCGGCGAGGUCGUGAGCCACCGGCCAGAGCAGGCAGCAGCUGUGGCGAUUGGAAUUUAUUCCGACGAACAACCUGGUCAGGAACGCGUGCGUGUCAAUAGCGAAAGUCGGUCGCCGAAGAGGAAUCGGGUUUUGAUGGACAUCACGACCCCUAUACCCGCACGCAUCAGACGGUCACCACCAGCAUCGAGUCCCGUACCAAGACCAAGAGAAUUUGUGAUACAGACGCAGGCGCAGGAAGCGGGACAAGAUACCGGCGGCGAUCUAUUUGGCAACCACCAAAGUCAGCAGGCCAUGUCAGCAGAGAAGCAAGGUUCCGCUGGAUCACAGCAACAGACACAGCAGGGACUAUCUCAACGAUAUCUUUUGUCACAAAUCCCUGCAAGCUCGCCAGCCGAUCUUCAUGAGAGGGUCUUGCAGUUCCAAGGCCCAUGGCAAUGGCAGGUUCAUCGCGGAAAGGAGGUCCAGUCGCAGACAUCGACAGUUAUCACGUUGACGGACAUCACUUCUGCAGUCGCUGCGAGUGCGCCGACAGUGUCGUCGCCUUCACCGUUGCCCUCACCGAGACCGGUGGUGACAACGGCGCUGGGGACACAACGGAGUUUUGCAGGGUUUUUUGCGCUGCCUCAGCAACCGUCGUUAUACAUGGCAGAACCGUCUGCGUUUUUACCGCUACUCGUCCAUGUCCCACGGUACCUCCGACCACGGCGAAAGAAAAUCCUACGAGGACAGAUUCGCUCGAAGCGUUUGACGCCGAUUGUCCAGACCAACAGGACGCCGCAGGACCAGCUGGGACGAGAAAAGAUGUACAGGGAGAUUUUGAUGAUGGUGACACCGGACAUUACCUCGCCCGAGGAUUCGAUCUCGUCCCACCACAGGAAUUCUGUGCACCCCCCGCCGCCUUCCUCAACGCCACUGUCGUAGUCUAGUCUAGUCUAGUCUAGUCUAGUCUAGUGCAGGCGGGCCCAAUAUAUAGCAGC
This is a messenger RNA of Gamsiella multidivaricata, 2049 nucleotides long. RefSeq lists its product as uncharacterized. Lineage: Eukaryota; Fungi; Mortierellomycota; Mortierellomycetes; Mortierellales; Mortierellaceae. The transcript has 5 exons. The record is from RefSeq and is a predicted model, not a curated record. The coding region runs from base 248 to 1993 and encodes 581 amino acids.